GUCCCGUGGUGUGACAGAAGGGAACUGGAUGAAGCGGAGCCCGUGACUGUGUUGUUAGCUAGAUGUAUAUGUGCGAGCUGAGUCUUACACGGACCGAGCCGGCUUCACCUCCACUGCAAUUCACGACUGCAAGACCACUACACGUCAAACGGAAUUAGGAAUAAAACUUGUCUUUUACAACAACAACAAAAGGAGGAAAUGCAGCAGUUAGCUCCCUCUACAUAGAUCGCCACAGUAUACAACACUGACAGCUACAGAUCUGGUGGAAAUACGAGCCGACACCAGGACCCGAAAGCACAAGUGCAUUUCAUCUGGCGACUUCGUUGUCAAGCUCAAUUAUUGCCCUCUCUGCUGCUGCUGCUGCUGCUGCUGCUGCAUGAUGUGUGUGCCCGUGUUCGCGUGUGUUUGCAAAACGCCGGUGCUUUUUGUUUCUCGGGAAUCCCAGCUGGUUGCGGCUGCUCCCGGCCCACAGCUACACUGAUGAGCCGCCAGCGGGGUCCCACAGCCGAGCUGCAGCAGAGAUAUCCAACACCUUCAUACAAACGCCCAGCGUCCCUCCCCACACGCUUCCUCUCCCCGAGCACCUCACUCUGCACGAUAUUCCGGUUUAAAGACACGGACAUGGCAUCUCUGAGCCUGUGACUUAUUUUUUUCCCCGCAAGAAGACCAUGGCGAGGAACGCUGCGGUGGAGCGGAAAAACCUCAUUACCGUCUGCAGGUUUUCUGUUAAGACUCUAAUUGAUCGCUCCUGUUUUGAGACCAUUGAUGAUUCGUGCUCGGAAUUUACAAAUUUUGCAGCCAUUUUGGAACAAGUCUUGACACAUCGCCUCAAAGGUCAAGUAAAUUGGUUUGGUUUUGAAAGCCCUCGAAGCUUCUGGGACUUCAUACGUGUGGCCUGCAGCAAGGUACCCCAUAACUGCAUCAGCAGCAUUGAAAACAUGGAGAACGUAAGCUCGUCAAGGGCAAAGGGAAGAGCAUGGAUCCGAGUAGCACUCAUGGAAAAGCGUCUGUCCGAGUACAUCUCCACUUCUCUAAGGGACAUCAAAACAACCAGGAGAUAUUAUGAGGAUGGGGCCAUUGUGCUGGGGGAAGAAGCUAAUAUGCUUGCUGGAAUGUUGCUUGGACUCAAUGCUAUUGACUUCAGCUUCUGUUUAAAGGGUGAGAGUUUGGAUGGCAAUAGUCAUGCUGUUAUUGACUAUACCCCAUAUCUGAAGUUCACACAAAGCUCUGAGAGUAUUAGCAGUGAUGAAGAGGAGUUACGGACUCUAGGAAGCGGUAGUGAAGGCAGCACGCCCGAGAAUCUUGGUCCACAGUUUAUUACUGAUGAGCACAGCUGGUACAACAAGUGCAAACGAGUGGAGCAGAAAUUCAGACUGGCAUUGGAGCAGAAGGGCUAUUUGGAAGAGUUGGUACGUUUGCGAGAAGCGCAGCUUGCGGAGUCAGUAGCUCAAAACAAAAUUGUCCGACAGAGAAUGGAGGAGAUGGACCUGAACCACAAACUGGAGAAAGAGCAACUGGAGUUUAUCAUCCUUGAACUGCAGGAUCAGCUAGCAGUUUUAAAAAAUAAUGAUUUGAGAUCACGACAAGAAUUAACAGCACACCUUACGAAUCAGUGGCCUUCCCCAGGAGCAUUGGAUGCAGACGCUGUUGCUUUAGAUACACUUCUGUACAGAAAGCAUUGUGGACAGUGGGAUGAGCACAGUUUUCAAAGCUUGGAGCAGCUCUCAGCAGAGAUCAGUCUUUCUUCAACAUCAUUAGAUCCAUUGCACCCACAGAAAGAGGGUGAGGGAAGACAUGAAAACUCAAAAAGUGAUGGGAAGGAGGACACGCCCUCGUUACUUGGACUCUGUGGAUCCCUGACCUCCAUGACAAGCUACAAAUCUCUUACAAGCUUGAAAUCCAGUGAAUGUCUUGCAAGUCCAAAUGCAGAGAUUAACAGCCCGGGGCUCACUCCAUUUUAGGAAUGGCAUCAUCUAAGACCGAGUGAACCUGGUAUCUUGGUAUGCACUAAAAUGACAUUGCAAUCAUUCAACGAAUCCUGAUAACUUGAGACUUUACUAAUCGGUUCAACAAGAUUUGUAGAAAAAUCAACUAAAAUGCAUUGCUGCUCUGUUUUGUGAUAACGUAACCAUCUCCAAAUGAUUAUGGCCAUUUCAUGCAGUACUUUUACUUGAAUGCGUUUGCUUUGGGAAUUGUUUCAGGCAUACAAAAUGUCAAAUCUACUGGUUGUCUUGUUUAUUUUCCCAAACUGCCUGCUUCAAGCUGUCUUUACUUCUGUAAAAGUGUUACUUGUCCACUGCUUAUGUCAUUUUUCAAAAGGCCCAAACAACUGGUUUAUGUACUUUUGGAUUGAAGAGGAUGUUCAAAUGUCAAAUUAAUUUCUUUACUUAAAAUAUUGUUACUUUUACUGGAAACGUUUAAGUGCAAUUAUUCUGUUUUUGUUCUUAAUUAAGUUUGCAGAUUUCUGGGUAUAUUUCAUUUGAUGAUGCACUUUAAUUUUAAAUAAUUUCCAUCUAGCUGCUUGCAUUCUAACUGCUUGGAUCAAAGCCAUUUUCCACAGAUGCAAGUGCAGAUGAUGUCUAAUUGUUGGAACUUGAUUAAAUUGAAAUUAGAUAUCUUUGACAUUACUCCAGGGCUGAAUGUAUCAAUGUUAAUUUAAAAGUUUUAGAUGCCUACUUCAAAAGAAAGUAAAUGGCAGCAAACAUAUUUGAUGGUAUUCGUUUUUUUUAAUGUAGCGGUCAGAUGAUGGUGUGUUCACAUUGUGACAGGAUCUGUCCAUUUAUUCACAUUGGGGAAAUCAGUACUGGUUUCCCCAAUCAAUCUUGCACUGGUUCUAAUGCCAUAUUUCAUAUUGUAAUUAUCUAAUUUCAGUGUAACAACAUCAGACACAUGCCGUUUCUGACACAUUUCCUUGCACCAUAGACAGAAAAAGAACCUGAAUUUGGCUACCCCAUUAAUGGCAAUGUUCUGCAGCAAAUCGAAGCAAAUCACCAAUUAAACACAUUAGGAAUUGGCAGGUAGAAUUUGUUUUGAUCCAUUUAAACAUACAGUAUAGCAAAAAGAACAUUGUCAUAAAUGAAAGGUACACUGUUGAAAUUAAAAUUGUGUACCCCAGCUUAUUUGUUACCUGUAACCAGGAAUUAUCCUCAGAUUUUCAAUUUUAAAGUGAAAGUUCCACUGCAGUCUUUAACCCCAUUGCAUUUGCAAUAAUGUCAAUGUAUUUGACCUUCUGACAUGUAUGUUCACUGUCGAUGUUUUAUUCUACAUGGCUUAAAAUCACAAUCAUUCCUCACUUUUACUUUGAACUGUUUACACACAAGACUAAUCACUGAAGCUUAUGGUGAACAUGAUCCUUUUGCUUAUUUUUAAAAUUGGCACUCUAUUUUUAAUGUUUACAUUUCAAUACAAUCUCUGUUUAUCAGUAGGCAUUUUAUUCUGUACUGAACUAGUAUUAAACUAGUAUUAAGCUGCUGGUAAUGUGUACAUAGUGCAUGAUAAGUUUUUCUUUUAGCACCAAUGUGCAUUCACAUAUUUACUUUGUUCAGUCUUAUCUAAAUGAGGAAAAGGCAAUGCCAAAAUUAUAUUCUUAAUUUUUGGCUUGAUAAGUUAUGUGAGUCUUAACAACUGCAUGUGUAAUAAAAGUGAACAAAAA
Molecule: messenger RNA, 3652 nt
Organism: Amblyraja radiata (thorny skate)
Lineage: Eukaryota; Metazoa; Chordata; Chondrichthyes; Rajiformes; Rajidae
Gene: rundc3b
Product: RUN domain containing 3b
Exons: 11
Coding region: 669-1961 (430 amino acids)
Source: RefSeq, a predicted model, not a curated record